Molecule: messenger RNA, 2622 nt
Organism: Lepidothrix coronata (blue-crowned manakin)
Lineage: Eukaryota; Metazoa; Chordata; Aves; Passeriformes; Pipridae
Product: T-cell surface glycoprotein CD1e, membrane-associated-like
Exons: 8
Coding region: 1-1575 (524 amino acids)
Biological process (GO): antigen processing and presentation, endogenous lipid antigen via MHC class Ib; positive regulation of T cell mediated cytotoxicity; immune response
Cellular component (GO): external side of plasma membrane
Molecular function (GO): exogenous lipid antigen binding; endogenous lipid antigen binding; lipopeptide binding
Source: RefSeq, a predicted model, not a curated record
AUGAUGAUGACGGUGAUGAUGAUGAUGAUGAUGCCGCCGCCUCCCCAGCGCUGGGGGCGGCCUGAAGGGCCUCCGAACAACCCCAGUGCCGCCGGUGCUCCGACGGAGGACAGGCACCUCCUCACGGACACCGACCCCACCCCUCCCACCGGCCCCGCCGCGCCCUCGCCUCACACGGGGCCGAGGCUGAGGGCGGAGCGGAGGACCUUCACUUUCCGGCUCCUUCACACCUCUACCUUCCAAAACACCUCCUUUGUGGAAACGGAGGGGAUAGGCCUGCUGGAAGACAUUGAACUUGGGUCUCUUGAUAAGCACACCUGGGACAUCCACUUCUGCCAGCCCUGGGUGCGUCCAGCAGUGCCCCAGAGUGAGUGGGACACACUUGACAACAUGUUCAAGGUCUACUUGCAUAAUUUCAACCUCCUGAUGAACCAAGGGGCCACACAGAAGGAUGUGCCCUACCCCUUUGUGGCUCAGUCCAUGGCAGGCUGCAAGCUCUACCCCAACAGGACCUCUCAGGUCUUCCUCUCUGUGGGCUACAAUGGGCAGGACUUCCUCAGCUUGGACACAGACAGUGCCACCUGGACCCUCUCCCAGGACACUGACCUGGCACGGUACCUCAGGGCUGUCCUCACGAAUGAAACCACCCUCGCUGAGGCGGUGGAGGGCAUCUUCAAGGAUAGCUGCAUCAAUGCCCUGGAGAUGUUCCUGAGUUAUGGGAGGGCAGCUCUGGAGAGACAAGGGACCUUCACUAUCCGGCUGCUUCAAACCUCUACCUUCCAAAACACCUCCUUUGUGGACACGGAGGGGAUAGGCCUGCUGGAGGACAUCGAACUUGGGUCUCUUGAUAAGCACACCUGGGACAUCCACUUCUGCCAGCCAUGGGUGCUUCCAGCCCUGUCCCGCAGUGAGUGGGACACCACUGACAACAUGAUCAAGAUCUAUAUGCAUCAAUUCAACCGCCUCAUGAAUGAAGGCGCCAUACAGAAGGAUGUGCCCUACCCCUUUGUGGCUCAGUCCAUGGCAGGCUGCAAGCUCUACCCCAACAGGACCUCUCAGGUCUUCGUCUAUUUGGGCUACAAUGGGCAGAACUUCCUCAGCUUGGACACAGACAAUGACACCUGGACCAUCCCCCAGGACACCGGCCUGGCACGGUACGUCAGGGAUGUCCUCCAGAAUGAAACCACCCUCAUUAAGGAGGUAGAGGGCAUCUUCAACAAUACCUGCAUCAAUGCCAUGGAGAUGUUCCUGAGUUACGGGAGGGCAGCUCUGGAGAGACAAGGUGAGACCACCCUGACCCUGCCACAGCCACCCCAAAGCCCUGGGGCCAAGCCGUGCCCAACCAGGGACGGGCACAGCUACGCCUGCCGCGUGCGCCACCGCAGCCUGGGCACCCGCAGCCUCCUCGUCCCCUGGGGGAACUCACAGCUGGUGCUGAUCACAGGGCUCGUGGCCGGGCUGCUGGGAGCCGUGGCUCUUGCUGCCCUGCUGCUGCUUUGCCUCUGGAGACGCAGAAAGCACCAGGGGACAGAGGAAUCACAGUCCAGGAACUCCAUCCUGAGCAAAGAAGCUUAGCCCAGAAGGGAGACAACUGUCCCCGUUCCCUCUUGGCACCUGUCAGCCAACAGGGACAAGAAUUACCUUCUUCUGCUUCAAGACUGCAAGAUUAACUCGACUCAGAGAUGCAGGGGAGAAAUCUGGGUGGCUUCUGACUCACUUGAAUUUGCUAAGCAGACACAGAUGCAGGUCUGAGACCUCCUCACUUUUUACACCUCUUGUGGCACUGCCUUAGGCACCCACUGAGGCUCUAGGGCACCUAAAUGCCCAGAGGCAAUUUCUCCCACUUCUGCUACAAUAACACUUUGAUCACUAGGUGGAAAGCUGUGCCCUUCCACUUCCAUUUUCUAGCUGAUUUGUUUUCCUAAAAACUGCCUUUAUUAACGUAUUCCAGAAGUUUUUGUGCUGAGACUGAACUGUUCCACGCAGACUAACAGAACCUGGCCACAAAUGGCUUUACAAAGUGCUGAGUAACACUGAAACUCUGGUAUAAUAUGUGGGAGAUGUGUAGAAUAUCUGCAGUUGUGUAUAAUAAAAUCAAUAUUUUCACUAAGAUCAUGUGCCUUUCCUCAGGAGUUGUGUGGCUUUGGGGGAGGUUUUACUCAGCUGCAAAGGGAAGCCAGAGCACCACUGAAUUAUUGGCACUAAUUGCAGGAAACACCAAGGAAAGGGGAAAAAAAAGUACAUGUGUGCCUGUGCAUAUAUGAACAUGUUCUUACAUAUUGCAUGGAAACAAGUAACUGUGCACAUAGGGGUAAAGUGCCCCCAAGGCUUCUAAGAAAGGAGGAAAAGGAAGCCCAUGUCCAAUUGAAGACAGCAGAGUUCAGACAGACACAGGAAGCCAUUUAGUUCAUGCUCCCAACCAACUUAAACACAGAGCUUCAAAAGCUUUGGUUUCCCUGCAAAAUUUCCCAAGAUAAGUCUGGCAGCCAUGGGGGAGCCAGAAAAUCCAGCUGGCCUGUGGCUGUAUCCACCACAGCUCUGCUGGGCUUUGUUCCCCCUCGGCCAGACCCUGGAAACAAUGAUGCUGGUGGCAGGACUACAUUUUCCUGGCAGCCAGAGUCA